This is a messenger RNA of Penaeus vannamei (Pacific white shrimp), 213 nucleotides long. The record is from RefSeq and is a predicted model, not a curated record. Lineage: Eukaryota; Metazoa; Arthropoda; Malacostraca; Decapoda; Penaeidae.
GAGAGAGGAAGAUAACUGUAAGAGGCAAAAAUUCCCAGGAACUCAUUGAGUUGCAAAAGAAGGCAGAAUCUCUUCAUCUACCAACAUAUUUGGUGCAGGAUGCUGGCAUGACUCAAAUACCUGCUGGCUCUACCACUGUUUUGGCCAUAUUUGGUGAUGAAGAGGCUGUAAAUGAAGUGACAGGAAAAUUAAAAUUGUUGUGAUAGAAGAAAA